GAAUGCAGUAAAAAAUUUCAAAAAUAAUAUUUUCUAUUAACCAAAAAAUAUUUGCCAUUUUAUUUAAAUUAUAUAUAAAAAUAACAUGAGAUUUGAAUUAAUGCCUAAACAAUAUUUCUUAUUCUUUUCAUACACUUUCAUACUUUUUGGUACAUCCAUUUGCCAGUACGACAGAUACGGCGGAUCCAAUCACGAUCAAAACCACGAUAGGGAUCGGCAUCAAGACAGGGACAGGUAUGAUAAUAAGGACAGAUAUAAUAAUCAUGAUAGAUAUGGCAGUGGUAACCAAUAUGGAGGCAGUGGUCAAUAUGGUAGCGGUGCUAGUGCCGAGUCGUGUAUAGAAAAGGCCGGGUAUUCGGUGCGGACCUGUGAGGACACACUUAUUGAUAGACAGCGGGAGGUUAAGGCGAAAUCCACCAAUGCUAUGGAUGUUCAACACGGGGUUUGCUGUGCCUUAUAUUUCUAUCGCGAUUGUAUCGGUCGAGUGGUGUCCGAGCGGUGCCGCGAGAGUUCGUCCACAAUAGUGGACACAAUGAUGGGCCCCCGCAAGUGGGACAUUACCCUCAUGUGUCGCGACUAUUUCCGAGACCAAUGUUCGCGAUCCUCUCAGUAUAGAUCGUCGUCUAUUACUCCAGUACUCAGUAUUUUAAUU
Messenger RNA from Medioppia subpectinata, 652 nucleotides. The record is from the annotation of a GenBank genome assembly. Lineage: Eukaryota; Metazoa; Arthropoda; Arachnida; Sarcoptiformes; Oppiidae.